Molecule: messenger RNA, 6860 nt
Organism: Colletes gigas
Lineage: Eukaryota; Metazoa; Arthropoda; Insecta; Hymenoptera; Colletidae
Gene: Nab2
Product: zinc finger CCCH domain-containing protein 14
Exons: 7
Coding region: 3264-5882 (872 amino acids)
Biological process (GO): regulation of mRNA stability
Cellular component (GO): cytoplasm; nucleus
Molecular function (GO): poly(A) binding; metal ion binding
Source: RefSeq, a predicted model, not a curated record
UGGAGUGGGUCUUCCUGGCGAUCAGCCAGGUCGAAAACCCCGAUGUAGCUGAUGUUCCCUUAUAUUUGGUUUGCUGUCUCGGCAGUAGUCUGAUGCAGGGAAUUUCGGUGAAGUUGGCGGGCCCUCUCCGGUCAAAUCCACUCACCUCACCUCCACGUGGGGCCCCUGGGACCCUGAACCGACUCGAUCGGGACAGGGUGCGAAAGAGUGAGUGGUAACACAGUUCCUGAAGAAAGAAGAUGCCCUCAAGUUUGUUAAUUCGAGGUUCCAAGAGUCUCAGAGGCUGAAGAUCGAGAGAAGAAAGAACGUAGGAACGUUUCUCGACUGCCGCGAGUGUCAGGAAAUCUUCGUCUGAACGAUUAGCCGUGAACAAUGAGUCGCAAGGCAGCUUUAUUAGAUGAAACGAACCGGCCCUAAUGCAUUCAAUUGGAGCAACGCCUCGUCGGGCUGAUGUGUCACUCGUACGCGUUUCCCCAACAGUUCGCUCUCGGGAAUAGAGUGGUUGCAACAGAUUCGCCCGCGUAGAACGGCUAUUUGCCCGUAAUUGAUUGAUUAAACGCAAACGCCUUGCACUUCGGACUACGUGGCGCGAUUUACCAGGUCAACGCGACGGAUUUCCACGCUUUUUUUCACCGUUUUCGUUUCGAAACGAUGGUGAAUGGUCGAUCGGAAGGAAGGACGCACGGAACAGGGAUCGUGCUCGAGAAUUCUCAAGAUCACGUCGUUUCUCUAUUGAAAUUACAUGUUCCUCCGAUGUUUCUUAAACGGAAGAGCCGGGGGGAUCGAUCGACUGGGAUGAAACCGUAAAAAAGGUUCCAGAAGAAGUCUCACUGGACCGGUUAGAGGGAUCGACCGAGAAACGCGGCAAUUCAAUCGUGUCACCGUACGAUCGCAAUGUCAGACGCGCGCAAAGAGACAAGUUUUUCAUUUCCAUGGAGGUGGUCAUCCAUAAGCGACGUAGCUGCGCUCGAGUGCCCGUUCAUAUCCUGCCCCACACUCUACGAUUAUGGUUAAAUGGGUUAUACAGACGGCAAAAAUGUUUAUUAACGUCCUCGCCGCAAGUUCCCUCCAGUCGCCAUUCGUUCGUCGCGUGUCAGCGUAGAUAAACUGCCUCCAUUUCUUUUUUUCUCUUUUUUUACUGGACACUUCGGACGUCCUGUUCCGGUAUCGACGAUUUUCAUGCAUUUUUGCGCAAACAAACCACCGCGAGAGGCCACCGGGAAUCCAUAUACGUAAGGGAAAGUCUGCUAAAACGGGAUACUUGGCGCUACCGAUUAGAAACGAGCUGUCGUCUCGUUUUAAAUCGUGUCAGUGUCUUCUACCGCGGGAGAAAACGCGUCGGGAACAAUCGGUGGAUAUCGCGAACGUUAAAAAGUUCGAACACGGAUAGACAAAGGCUCCGUUCGAUUCUUUCUCUAUCCUCGACGGAACAGGACGUACCUAAUUGCGUCACGCAUCCUGCGCGACGUCCUCUGCAUCCGAAAAUACUUCUGUGCACCGUGACUCACGAAUAAGCUUCCAGGAUCGGAACUUCAGUCUUGUUAAAAACUAUGAAAAUACAUUCGGCGCUAUCGAAAUCUAAUUUGACACAGUUGAAGUAUCUAGCUCGUUUGAUUUGGGGGGAAAAAAUAGGGAGGUCGUAAAUCACGACAACAGCGAAGAUAGUCGGGGAGGGAUUCCUUUGGUUCGAGUUACAUCGGACACGUUUCACCCUAAAGAAUCACUUAAGCGGUUAAUCUCGAAGACCAUUACGUUUUACAGCUUCGAGUAUCAUUACGACCGAGUGAUAAGAUUACGUGUAGCUACCGCGCUGCAUCGCCGGGCCGCGUGCAUCGUGCAAUACGAGACCACGCGUGCGUUCAACUUGGUCGAACGAUUGACCGAGUUUGACAGAAAUUUAUGCUCGAUGCACUUGUCGACCCUCGCGGGACGGUUAUCUCGCCGGGGGCAUAAAAAAGUCGGCACAAUUCGAUAGCCCCGGCGCGUCGAAAAGUCGAAACGCGAGCUUCGGUCGCGGAAGAGGCUGUUGCGUAACUCUCGGUGGCGGGAAACUCUCGCGUGGGAAAUCGUGGCUCGAAACACCCGCGUCCCGACUUUCUAGAAAAGAUUAAUGCUCCACCUGACAAGCUCAUCGGUUUUUUUUUUGUCUAGCCACUCGGGUAGAUCCACUCUGUCAUUAAGUCGACUGGGAGGCGAUAUUUUUUGUGUAUAAAUUGAUCGUUUUAGCGACCACUUGUAACCGAACGUGUUUAUUCAGAUCUUGUCGCAGGUACUCUUAAAAUUGAAUUAUUGUGAUUUAGAAAACACUACCCAGGCGCGUAAUUUGACUUGUAAAAUAUUUCAAUGAUCUCCGUGGAUGAGUAUUUGCGCGUGUCAGGAAGUAAUACUAGGCGAGUCAGCAAUGAAUCCUCGCUGCAUCUGUUCAAACAAGUUUGGUCAUUUAUUAACCCUGGCGCAAGUUCUGGUGUUUUCCCUUCGUAAUCGAUUCCCUGCCGGUCUGCUGAAGCAACAAAUCAUGCGCAAGGGAUCAAUAUUUGCAGCCAAUAAUCUGGAAUAGAGGAACAAACCUACGUCUAACCCGAAGGAAAACAAAUAAUUUGGUACGCGUGGUUAAGAAGCUUUGAAGAUAAUCGAGAGUUCACUGUACCCCGGUGAACAAUUUUUCUGAAUGGAUGUCUCAUGACAAUAAGGAGACCGCGAAAGUGGACUUGUAAACGACAAUGAAAGAAUCGUACGGUUAAAGCUACCUAUCGAACGGAUCACGAUGGCCACUCAACUUAUCAAACGGCGCUCGACGCUACGUCAAAUUAGAUUUCAUCGAUUCGUAAAAAAGUCAUGAAUAUCAAAAGGAUGAUCGAUAGCCAGGAAAGCUGAUUGAAUCGUCGUAUGAAUGACGGGCGUGGGCACGUGAAAGUGAGUCCCGGACGCUCCGUGGGAUGUUGCCCUCUUCUGAGGUGUGGUCCGAAUCGCGUGGGAUGUGCAACCGACUGGAUGGUAAUGACCUGGUUGACAAUGACGAGGCUAACCGUCAAAUUACAUGAAUCAUUCAUUUAUCAAGGGACGAUCGGAUUUCCUUGCCCGUCGUCUUUACCUCUUCCGUCUUCGCUUGGCCCACAUAAACCAGCCAUCUUCCGGACCCAAAAAUCACCAUCCACGUCGAGCAACUGGAUUCCUCUGCUCUUCAACCGGGGAGCGCCAUUCGUGCUAAACUACUAGAAUUAGGAGUACGAUACGAUGAAGAGUUACCAGAUUAUAUUUUAGUAAUGGUUGUAAAUAAAAAAUCUCGCCAGCAAAUGCACGAUGAUCUGAAUCUGUUUUUGGAAAGCUGUACAACACCGUUCGUCGAUUGGUUGCACGAUCAAGUAUUGAAAAAGUUACAGAAGGUCACUGUAGCAAAGAAGAAAUCAUUGAGAGAAUUUGUGCCUACGGUUGUUGUUAAGCAGGAAGAGGAAAGGAAGAAGAAAAAAUCAUCUACAACCUCCUUCUUGGACGAUCAGGUCAUUAUUCCAGCUAUAGACAAGCCUUCUAAUAAAAGUGUAAAGGAUGACAAGUCUGUCAAUAAACAAAGCAUGAAACCGUCUGUGUCUAUUCAGAAGUUGGACACAGUUCCAAUUAAAAUUAUAGAUAAGUCCGCAAAGAGUGCAAAUCAUGAGAAUAAAUUGGACAGCGGGAUAAAUCAUAGUGUUCCUCAACAGUCUUUGACAAGAAGAAUGCAAUCAAAUGAUAAUCAAAAUGGAAAUACACCUAAGGAUAUAUCCGUCUUUGAAACUUCCAACAUUAAAUCUGGAGAGUCUCAUGUCGAAUCAGAAGUGGAUAAUACAUUGUCUAGAAGUCUAAAAAGGCCAUUGGAAACGUCAAAUAAUUAUCGUGAUAAUUUAGAGAAGAAACAAAUUGAAAUAAAACGAUCAAAGAUCGAAGGGGAGGAAGAAACGGCAACAGAGGACGGUACAAAGAAAUUGAAGUCUUGCGUUAAUAAACCAAAGGUUACCUCUGUUGUUUCUGUUAAAACUCGCCUUGGUAUAACAUCACCUAGAAAGAAAUUCGAAGUUCACAGAGAAAAAACGGACAACGAGAGUCGUUACAAACAGAACGAGAAGCGCGUCGAGAAGCAUCGUUUCGAUAAUACUCGCAACAAUAACUUUCAGAAAGGACGAAACUUCGAUAUGGACGAACGUAUUAAGAGAAACCGUGAAACUGAAUUGAAACAUAAUGAAUUGGACAAGGCUGGCGAUAUUAAGAUUCGAUUAUGCAAUUCCAAAGUGGAGAAAGUACCUAAAAGUAUAGAGUUAAGAGAGAAGGUGAAUGUUAAUUUAAAAUCAAAAUCGAUAGAGAAAACGACGGGCACGAUUAAAGAUCGUUUAGGGAUUGCGAGUAUCAAUAAAUUGCAAAAGCAAUUAGGGAGUAAAGAACCGCCGGAGUUUAAGAGCAAACUUCUAGAGCAGGAUCGUGAUACCUUAAGUAACAAUAAAAACAUAAAAAAUAGAUUGGGACCAUUAAAGAAUAAUUUUAGGUCGGUAAGCAUUAAGGCUGGUUUCAAUUCGGCGAUCAGACGAUCCCAGAGCAGCGAGGAUGACGAUUAUUUGAAUCUGGGCGCGGAAGAAGAAUUGGACGAUGUCGAGCAAACCGCGGGAAAUUCCGGACCUAUCAAAUCCCACAUAAUAGCUGUAAAUAAAUCCGCGCCGAUCAAGACUGAAAGAAAACGAUUAAAAUUGUUGGAUAAAACGAGCAAAGAGUCCAGCGACGCGGAAGAUAUCGAUGAUACUAAGAUACCCAGCAAAGUAAUCGUAACACCAAGACCUUUGAAACCGCUACAGCCUACGCAAAAACGUGCUACACAGUCGCUUCUGUUGAGAGCUGUCGCGGAGGCCAACCAGUCUGUCGUUACGCAAAAGAAUCCGGAACCGUGUUUGUUGGAUAAAAAACAAACGUUGAAACGUCUUAAACCUGCUGCCGUUCGAGACGUGGGUCAAAAUUUAUCGGUUCACCUUAAUUCCAACAAGAGAUUCGUCAUGGAGAAGAUACAAGUUGAAUUGAAUACGGAUGUUACGGAAACAAAAUCGAAGUCUUAUGUACAUCAAUCGGUUACCGACGAACACAUGGGGGUUGUAAUGUCAUUGUUUCAAAGGAGCGACGACAACCAGAAAUUUUUGGUCACACUGAACGGAUACAAUAAUAAUCUUACGAAGGAGAAAACGGCGUCCGAUGACGACGAACGUUUGGAAAUGGAGGUAAAUGAAGACGAUGAACUUGUGCUUUUAACAACACAGAAUGAUGUGUAUGCUCAGAAUGAGUCAGAAACAUCUGUUUUUCAAGUAACCGAAAUGGAAGAUGAGGAGGACGCGAGUGGAAAAGAAAGAGCGGAAGAGAAUAACGAAAAUUGUAACACCGAGAAUGUCGAGAAGACUACCGAGGAGGUACCGAGAAAGAGAAGAAAAUUAAGUCCUAUUGUGUAUAACAGAUCUCAUUCGCCCAGCCCAGCGGACGCCAAGUCCAGCACGAUACCAGCGAAUCCAAUAUUAACCAAACGUUUAGACAAGAAGCCAUUAACCGAAAAUGCAGUAACAGUUAUAGACAAGUCGAAGGAGAAGUGUAGAUAUUGGCCAAAUUGUACGUUAGGAAAUAAGUGCGCGUAUCUUCAUCCGCUCGUUAUGUGCAGUGCGUUUCCUGCGUGUAAAUUCGGAGACAAGUGCGCUUACAAACACCCGAAAUGCAAAUUCGGCUUAUCGUGCACCAAGUUGGGAUGCGUGUUUUCACAUCCCGCUCAACAGUGCAAGUAUCAUCCGUUCUGCACCAAACCGGCUUGCCCGUAUUCACAUCCGCCGCCAGUGGCCGUCGAAACGACGAGUCAAAGAGCGAAAUUCACAUGGCGCAGACGAGACUGAGCCACAACAUUGUACAGAUAUACAAAUUCCCCCUCCCUCUAGCGUUAGGUCAACCAAAAUAUUGGACAGGGAUACAAUCACGAUCUGAACAUUCCGUUUUCAACAAAGCGAGAUUUAAGGGGUUACUACAGAACACGGUAGCUUUUGAUCAUUUUUAUGUCAAGUAUUUGUCCAUUUGUCUCCCUCGAAAUCGUACAAGUUUUGUCCAAAACGGUAUACCCAAUCACGUAGAGUCGCUCCGUCUGGGCUAAUGAGAAACGCGAGCUAAUUAGUAACAAAACUAUGACGCAAAUAAUGGUUGUAUCAAGUUGAAGCGAUGUGUCUACAAAAUGGCAUAUCAAACUAUAAUAAUUGUAGUAAAUAUUUUCACACUUUAAAGACAACCGAGUUGAGAUUAUGUUUCGUUUGUUCUGUUAUGUAUCGUAAUAAAGUCGUAUAGGUCUGUGUUUUACCAAAUUGAUGUGCGCUAUUUUAAUUUUUUUUCGUGUUACGAUGGAAAAUGACUUAUUUUUUAGCCUGUCGUAAUGUCGUACCCCCUUAAAAGUGAUAACGAGAUUUCUAGAAAUGUAUCAGUAGAUCAAUACUGCCAAUUGCGCUGGGACGCAUACUCGAAAACUCUCAUUUUUUCACUCAGGAAUUUAUUAAAUGUUUUAAUUAUCCCCGAAGCUUUGUAUCGUGUUGUCGCUACGUAUUACCGAGAAGUAGGGUAACCGUGACAAGUUUUAUCUGACCGGACAUGUAUUUUGUGUACGAUUUAUUCAUAAUGUGAAAAUUGUUUGCGAUGAUAUCCCUGUCCAGAUGGAAAAGCGAUGUUCUAGUUUGUACAGAAAGUACCAUUCUUCCACGAGAAGAAAACUCGUCGUGUUUAGAUCUCCACCUCCUGUUGCAGUCCGCUGACUCACAGGUAUUGGUCGAAAACGGUGACGAAGUACGGUGACAGCCAAUCAGCGGGCUGCAGCAAGAGUGGGGAUGUAAAGA